ACAGAUGCUGCCUCACUUGCACAAGAUUGUGCAAAGAUAGAGCAUGUCAUUUCAGCACCAUUAAGAUAAGCUUUGAGGGACCACAGAUCAGAAUCAGAAUGAAGACCAUUUCCGUCUUCUUCUUACUUCUAUAUGCUAAGUGGACAGUGGAAGCAAGCAUCAAUACAGAGGGAUUCGAGAGGGGAGAAGUGUCUUUCCAGUGUUCACACAGUUUUGCGACGAAAAACCAUAAAUACUUCUGCAAGGAUCCAUGUACAGCCAAUACAGAUAUACUGGCAACUGUAAAAUCUGGUGAAAGAGUGAAGUCAGAGAGGAUCAUUCUGGUGGACUUGGGGAACGGAGUUUUCACCGUGACCUUCAGUCAACUCCAGCUGUCAGACUCGGGAAGAUACUGGUGUGCAGUGGACAGGCCUGGUUUUGAUACAUUCACUGCAGUAUAUCUUACUGUAAAGGAAGCUGUUACAACUCCUGCCAUACCUGAACUUUCUCCCACAUGGACAAUUAUUUCCAACUCGACACAGUCAACACCUGGAAUGGACACCAGUAUGGUGACAAACGUUACAUCAGCCCCAAACAGCACCAGUGGAGUAGAACAAAACAUCAACACAGGCACCGUGUGGUCAUCUCUGAGUACAAGAAGACUCCCCACCCAAAACUGUGCCCACCAACAUCUGUGUCCACAGCAGCUGAAUGUAGCGUAGAUCAAAUCUACGAAAACAUUUGCUGCUCCAGAGGUACCGCAAAUUCAAAACAUUCACCUGCAAAUGUCCAAGAAAAGCACAACAUCAACUCUACAAUGUGUAGAACACCAUUGCCACCUAAAAGACCUGAAAGAAGU
Messenger RNA from Larimichthys crocea (large yellow croaker), 838 nucleotides. Its product is annotated as CMRF35-like molecule 1. Bases 99 to 701 code for a protein of 200 amino acids. Lineage: Eukaryota; Metazoa; Chordata; Actinopteri; Sciaenidae. Gene Ontology annotation, molecular function: transmembrane signaling receptor activity. Gene Ontology annotation, cellular component: plasma membrane. The transcript has 6 exons. The record is from RefSeq and is a predicted model, not a curated record.